Callithrix jacchus (white-tufted-ear marmoset) is the source of this 5090-nucleotide messenger RNA. It is a transcript of the gene CD300LG, whose product is annotated as CD300 molecule like family member g. The record is from RefSeq and is a predicted model, not a curated record. Gene Ontology annotation, cellular component: plasma membrane. Lineage: Eukaryota; Metazoa; Chordata; Mammalia; Primates; Cebidae. Gene Ontology annotation, molecular function: transmembrane signaling receptor activity.
GAAGUUAAAACCCCGCGUGGCUGAAGAGCAGCUCACAGUUCCCAGCGUCUGCUCCUGCGGUGUCCAGCGCCCAGAAUGCGGCUUCUGGUCCUGCUAUGGGGUUGCCUGGUGCUCCCAGGUUAUGAAGCCCUGAAGGGCCCAAAGGAAAUCAGCGGGUUCGAAGGGGACACUGUGUCCCUGAAGUGCACCUACGGGGAAGAGCUGAGGGACCACCGGAAGUACUGGUGCAGGGAAGUCGGCCUCUUCAUCUCCCGCUGCGCCGGCACCAUCUAUUCGGGAGAAGAAGGCCAGGAGAUAACGGAGGGCAGGGUGUCCAUCCGUGACAGCCGCCAGGAGCUCUCAUUCACUGUGACCCUGCAGGACCUCACCCUGAAAGACGCUGGGAAGUACUGGUGUGGGGUCAAAAAACUGGGCGUUGAUGAGUUUAUACCGAUCACUCUGACCAUCUUUGCAGCUUCUCCUGGGCUCUACCCGGCAGUAACCACAGCCAAGCAGGGGAAGACAGUGGCCAAGACCACUCCAUUCCCAGGGACCUCCCGAUACGGACACAAAAGAAACUCACAGUGCACAGGGACCUCUCCUCACACAGCGACCUCUCCUCCUUCAGGGAGCUCCCGCCCCAUCAUGUACCUGGACUCCACCUCAGCUGAGGACGCCAGUCCUGCUCUCAGCAGUGGCAGCUCUAAGCCCAGGUUGUCCAUCCCAUUGGUCCGCAUUCUGGCCCCAGUCCUGGUGCUGCUGAGCCUUCUGGGGGCCGCAGGCCUAAUCACCUUCAGCAGCCAUCUGCUCCGGUGGAGAAAGGAAGCUCAACUGGCCACAGAGACACAGAGGAAUGAGAAGGUCUACCUCUCACACUUGCCGCUGGGGAAUUGCCAGGACCCAGAGGACGCCAGGAUCAGCCUUGCAGGGCCCAUGGGGCCUCUCGCCAUCCCCGAGCCUUCUGCCAGCCUCUACACAGAGAUCCAGUAUCUAAGCCAGACCACAGAGAAAGAGGAAGCUUCUUCCCAGGCCCCCGAGUGGGAUGUGGUAUCGCCUCCCCUCCACACGUCUGAGGAGCCGGGCUUCUCAAGGUUUGUCUCAGCGUAAGGCAGGAGGCCCUCCUGGGUGAAGGCCGGCCAUGAAGCAAGGUGGCUGGAUCUGCACCGACUCCCGAAAGCUUUUCACCUCAUCCUCAGAGUCCAGCUGCCCAGACUCCAGGCUCUCCCCACCUUCCCCAGGCGCUCCUCCCGCAUGUUCCAGCCAGACCUCCAAGUGUUUGUCAGCCCUGGAGCCCGGAGUGGCGGCCUUGCCCUUCCAGCUGGAGACUGGGACAUCCCUGAUAUGUUCCCGCCCCUGGCCAGGUCAACCGGCUGAAGACCCUCGGCAGGACCACGCAAGGCUCAGAGGAUCUGGUCUGAGUUUCUGUCUGCUCCAGGAACUCCCCUGGGCCUCAUGCCCAGCAUCAGACCCUGCCUUCCUCCUGCUGCAGACCCCACUUUCUCCUCUCUCCCUGGCAUCCUCAGACUCAGUCCCAUGGGUUCCUGCAUCAGCUGGUGAUAAGGAGGAGCAGGCUGGGGUGAGACUGGGAUUAGAGCUUCUCUGUGAACCACCUGCACCCCAGCCCUUCAGGAAGCUUGUGAAAAAUGUGAUUCUUGCGCCCCACCAAGACUCACCAAAACCAUCUCUGGGGCUUGGCACAGGACUCUGAAUUUCUAACAGUGCCCAGUGAUUGUUGCACUUGAGUUUGAGGGCCAGUGGGCCUGAUGAAUGCUCAGACCCCUCUAGCUUACAGUCUGUAUUUGGGGUGUGGUGUCUCCCACCUGCCCCCAUAAGAUCUGCUCUGUCCACAACACCAUGACCCAGCUGGGGACUUCCCUCAGGUCUGCCUAAGUCCAGGCUCAAGUCAGGUCAGGCGCACAUUGGAAGGGUAAGACCAGGACUGGCAGAGAGAGCUUGCCUUUCCAUUCUCCCUCCCCGGCCAUGCCUUCUUGCCUUUGGAAAAAUGAUAGAAAACUUUGGCUCCUUCCUUGUCUAGAAAGGGUUACUUGCCUAUGGGUUCUGGUGGCUAGAAAGAAGAGUAGGCAACAGAGUGCAUGUGGGUGUCUAAAACAGAGGGGAGUAGGAACAGGGCAGAUAGCUGAAGGUGACUGAGUCCAGCCAGUCCCCUAGAGAAGGGGCUGGGAGUGGGGUAAAGUAGUACUACUACUAUUUUUCUUUUCUUUCUCUCUCUCGAUUUUUUUUUUGUAACCAAUACAGUGAAUAAGCAGGACCCAGGGAAGUUAAUAGAAGGAAACUUUAUUUUUGGGUCCUACUGUGGCUUUACAAUCUGUCUGGUGGAAGAAAUUCCUUCCCUACCCCUGGAAGAUUUUUUCUUUCUUUUUUUUUUUUUUUUUUUGAAGAAAGAGAAAGAAAAAGAGGGAAAAAGAGGAAAAAAAAGAGGGAAAAAGAAAUAUUACUUCAUUCCUAAAAUGGGUAUCAAUAAUGGCCGAUCAAUAUUUUGUGUGUUUAAAGUGGAUAAUGUAUAUUUUGUGUGUUUAAAAUGGAGAGCUCUAUUGAUUUUAUUUGUUCUGGAUCUUAGUUCCAGUCCCGGAUAUCAUUAUCAAUUUUCUGUCUCGUUGAAUCUAAAUCUCAUUAUGGGUCUUAUGUAUCUGGGUGUUAAGAUCUCUUAUUAUUACAUUAAUCCUUUUACCCUUGUAUCCUUGUAGCUUUGAAAUCUAUUUUAUUAAUUGUGAGAAUUGCAACUCCUGCUUUUUUUUAUUUAUUUUUGCUCUCCGUUUAAUUGGUAAGUUUUUUUCCAACCCUUUAUUUUGAGUCUUUGUAUAUCUUUAGAUAUGCCGUUAGAUUUUGUCUGUAUCUUUUGAUUGGGGGAUUUAGUUGAUUUAAAUUUAGGGUUACUGCCAUUUGAUAUUAACUGGCUAUUUUAUCCUUUCGUUGAUGUAAAUUCUUCUUUAUGUUAAUACUCUUUACUUUUUGGUGCAUUUUUAGAAAGGGUCAUACUGGUUGUUCCUUUCUGUGUAUAAUGCUUCUUUUAGAAGUUCUUGUAAAGCAGGCCUGGUGAUAAUAAAAUCUCUGAGUACUUGCUUGUUCCUAAAAGAUUUUAUUUUUCCUUCAAUUGUAAAGCUUAAAUUGGUAGGAUAUGAAAUUCUGGGCUGAAAGUUCUGUUCUUUAAGUAUAUUGAAUAUUGGCCCCCACUCUCUUCUAGCUUGUAGGGUUUCCGUUGAGAGAUCUGCUGUAAGCCUAAUAGGCUUACCUUUAUGGGUAACUUGAUCUUUCCCUCUGGCUGCCCUUAAUAUUUUCUCCUUUGUUUCAAUCUUGGUGAAUCUAACGAUUAUGUGCCUUGGGGUUGGGGUCUUCUUGAGGAAUAUCUUUGUGUUGUUCUCUGUAUUGCCUGGGGUUGAAUAGUGUCCUGCUUUGCUAAAUUAGGAAAAUUUUCCUGGAUAAUAUCCUGAAGAAUAUUUUCCAGCUUGAAUUCAUUCUCUCCGUCACAUUCAGGUACACCAAUCAAACGUAUAUUAGGUCUUUUCACAUAGUCCCAUAUUUCUUGGAGACUUUGCUCAUUCCUUUUUAUCCUUUUUUCUCUAUUCUUGUCUUGUAGUUUUAUUUCAUUGAGUUGGUCUUCGACCUCUGAUAUCCUUUCUUCUGCUUGCUCCAUUCAGCUGUUUAAGCUUGUACAUAUUUCACUAAGUUCUCGUGUUGUAUUUUUCAAUUCCAUAAGUUCAUUUGUAUUCCUCUCUAUAUUGUCUAUUCUUUUCAUCAUUUCAUCGAACCUUUUUUCCAAGUUCUUAGUUUCUUUACAUUGGGUUAGAACAAGUUCCUUUAACUCCCAGAAGUUUCUCAUCAUCCACCUUUUAAAGCCUACUUCAGAUAAUGGAACACAGUCCUUUUCCAUCAGGACUUGUUCUGCUGCUGAUGAAUCCUUUUCCAUCAGGGCUUGUUCGGUUGCUGAUGAGUCCUUUUCCAUCAGGGCUUGUUCCGUUGCUGAUGGGUUCUGAUUUUGAGUAUACUUGGCCUUCUUAGGCUAUUCUUUCCCCUUCAUUGUAGAUGAACCGCCUUUCUAAUUAGGUUUCUGAGUCGACUUCCGAUUUAUUGAUUUCCAGUGCUGGGAUCCGAGCAACCCACUGUGGCGGCCUAAAUAGCAGCGAUAAGACUGAUGGUGCUCUUCUGCCCGGGAAUCUCUGGUCUGGCUUCCCUCUUGAGUCCCCAACAAGCGGCUCUGACUUCCCGGAGCUCCAAACUCCGGUCAGUAGGGGAAGCGGUCCCGUUUGCUCUGCAUGAAGAGCUGCUGCGCCAAGGCGCCGGCAAAACCGCUGCGGCGGCCACAAGAGUUGCGCUGGCGACCCGUGGGGCUCCUCCACUGGGAAUCGGCUGAUCCGUGAGUGACGAAAAUUCGUCUAAAAGUGUGGCGUCGUCUCGUUCUCUGAGCUUUCACUGGGAGCUACAAUCCUGAGCUGUUAGUGAACGGCCAUCUUGGAUCGGUCUCCUCUUUUUUUUUUUUUUUUUUUUUUUUUAAUGAAACAGAAUCUUGCUCUGUUGCCCAGGCUGGAGUGCAGUGGGGCAAUCUUGCUCACUGCAACCUCUGCCUCCCAGGUUCAAGUGAUUCUUCUGCCUCAGCCUCCUGAGCAGCUGGGGUUACAGGUGCACAUCACCACACCCAGCUAAUUUUUGUAUUUUUAGAAGAGACAGAGUUUCACCAUGUUGGCCAGGCUGGUCUCAAACUCCUGACCUCAAAUGAUCCUCCUGCCUCAGUCUCCCAAAUUGCCGGGAUUACAGGCGUGAGCCACUGCACCUGGCCCUAUUUCCUUCAAAAAGUGAAAUGAGGAGUUGUUCAGCAUGCAAAACUCGUAAAGAUGGAGACAAAAAAAGAAAAGGAAGAAAAAAAUGUCACCCAUAGCCUCACCAGAGACAAGCAUGAUUUCAUUUUGUUAUAUUUCCUUCCACUCUUUUCUUCUCCACAUGAUUUGCUAGUGUUCUUUUUACAGAGCAAUUAUCUUGUACAUACCACUUCAUAUCCUGCCUUCCCCACUUUAUUAUUCCAUCACUUUAUUCCAGCACUUCUCUGUUUUACAACCCUUUUAUAAAUAAAACAUUUGUCAGCUGCAUAUUCCAUUCUA